This is a messenger RNA of Lycium ferocissimum, 1013 nucleotides long. Its product is annotated as bet1-like SNARE 1-2. Bases 221 to 622 code for a protein of 133 amino acids. The record is from RefSeq and is a predicted model, not a curated record. The transcript has 6 exons. NCBI's taxonomy places the organism in Eukaryota, Viridiplantae, Streptophyta, Magnoliopsida, Solanales, Solanaceae.
UUAUGGAACACCGACACGCAAUAUUACUCUGUCGUCAAUUGGUUAACUCAAAUUUCAGUUCACAUUCCAACAUUUCCAAUUCUAUUUGUAUUAAUUAAUCACUCAUAAUAAAAGUCCAGAUCUCCCAAAAUGCAGUUCUUAUUCUAAUUAUUAUAGAUUUUCGACUCUUCUUCCGGCUUCUAGAAUCUUCCAUUUUUCCUAGUGCGCUGGAGUUUUUGAAAUGAGUUAUCGAAGGGAUCAUCGAGCUCAUAGAGCUGCUCUUUUUGAUAACUAUGAUAAUAUUGAGGAAGGUGGUAUACGGGCUUCAUCUUCCUAUCCCCGUGAUAUUGAUGAACGAGACAAUGACAAAGCUGUGGAUAGCUUACAAGACCGAGUCAGCUUUUUAAAGAAAUUAACAGGUGACAUACAUGAGGAGGUGGAGACCCACAACAGGAUGCUAGACCGAACAGGGAAUGAGAUGGAUUCAUCUAGAGGAAUUAUGUCAGGAACCAUGGAUCGGUUCAAGAUGGUGUUUGAGAAGAAAUCAAACCGGAAAGUGUGCAAACUUGUUGGAUACUUCGUGCUUUCCUUUUUCCUAAUAUACUACAUAUUUAGGUUUCUCAUGUAUUUCAUGUAUGGUUGAGGCAGGAUUACUAAGAUUGUUCUCCAAACUAAUUGGUCACACUACAAUACACGACAUAUAUAACUGGCAUCUUCUUCAAUCUUAUGGGAAAGCUGGCACAGUAAAUUGUAUAUUUCGUGUUGUGUCAAGUCAAACACAGCUGAUGUUUGCAGUGAAAAGGAAGAGAGACAAUUCUUUGAAGUUUGAAUUUUUCUUAUAGAAAACAAUGUGGUGUAACUUGACAAAGAAUUGUUGGUUUUUGACCUGUAUAGUAAGCUUAUUCCCAUGCUAUGCUGAUGACGACUUCUAUUUUACUGAAAAUAUUUAAAAGUCAAGUGACUUUUACCAAUGUCAUUGUGCAGGCAUUAUUGAACGGAAUUUGUGCAAGGGUAACCUCAAAUAAUUGUUUCUU